Molecule: messenger RNA, 2593 nt
Organism: Micropterus salmoides (largemouth bass)
Lineage: Eukaryota; Metazoa; Chordata; Actinopteri; Centrarchiformes; Centrarchidae
Gene: cavin4b
Product: caveolae associated protein 4b
Exons: 2
Coding region: 351-1283 (310 amino acids)
Biological process (GO): regulation of gene expression
Cellular component (GO): caveola; cytoplasm
Source: RefSeq, a predicted model, not a curated record
ACAGUUGAUCUGACCAGUUUCAGAAUCAACCUCCAGUUGUCCAGGGGUGAUCCGGUACUCCUGGCCUCCUCCUUUCUCUCCUUCUCCUUACAGAGGAGGUUUCUAUUCCUUCUCCCUUAUACUGCCUCUCUUUCUUUGGAUCCCCCAAUGCUUCAACCCUAAUCCUUGUAUUUUUCUUGGCUUUGAUCUUUUUUUUUUAUUCUAAAGUCCAAGAUUUCGCUGUUAAUUUCAACAUUCGUCCACCCUACUCUUCGUCAUCUCGCCUUCCAUUUUACAUUUGGAUCAACCAAUCAACCAGGCAACUAAUAGACAAGUCAACAGCAGGCGCAAAACCCAAUCGACAAGCAAGUAUGACAGACAAACCAGGUAUGGGAACGGGUGGCGGAGAUGAUGCAGGAAGCAUCAUGGCAUUGCUGGAGCGUGUGGCGGGCCUCAUGGACAGCGUCCAGACCACGCAGAAGCGUAUGGAGGAACGUCAGUUGGAGCUGGAGAACACGGUAAAGACCAUCCAGACCGACGUCGUCAAGCUGACCAACGACCACGCCAAUACUAGUUCCACUGUCGACCGGCUACUGGAGAAGACGCGUAAGGUCAGCCGCCACAUCAAGGACGUCAGGGUGCGUGUGGAGAAUCAGAACAUGAGGGUGAAGAAGGUGGAGGCCACCCAGGGCGACCUCCUGGCCAAGAACAAGUUCAGGGUGGUCAUUUAUCAGGGUGACCAGGAGGUGAAGGCCGUCGCACCAGGCAAUGAGCCAGCAGAACCCAGCGGCAGCACCGGCGCCAGAGCAUCGGUGGAACCGGACAAGUUUGAGCUCCCUCCAGAUUCGGAUGAGGAGUACAUGGUGGUGGAGGAGGCAGACUCGGCGGCUGGCCGCAUGAAGAAGACGGGGCUGACACGCAUCGAGAGCUUCAAAGCCACCUUCUCCAAGGAGAACAUGAGCAAGACCCGCGAGAACCUGGGCAGCAAGGUCAACAAGUUUGGCGAGCGCAUCGUGACAGCCGAGAGGCGCGAGAAGAUCCGCCAGUCCGGAGAGAGGCUGAAGCAGUCCGGCGAGAGGCUGAAGGAGACCAUCACCAAGACCGUCCCGGCCAAGCUCAACCUGAAGAAGGAGAGGACUGUGGCGGAGGGCCAGGAAGGAGCUGAGGGCGCCACAGAGGGAGCCGCACCCAUCCCUCCUCCCAAGGGCCGCAAGGGCAGCCCGGAAGCUGCCAAGGCCGCUGAGGAAGAGGGCAAGGCAGAGGAGUCUGAAGUGCCGAUGUACGACAUGAAGCAGCUAUCGUAAACCGUGAGACUGCGACAAAAUCUGGGCCGUUUUCUUUGGACCACUGAGACCACACAGAUGGAGGGAAAGAAGUUUUUAGGGUUGGUGCUACCAAGCAGAGCUGCACGAGGGCAAAUACUGAAGAUUAACAUUUGUUUGAACGCUGUUGAAGGAAGUGAGCAGAGACCAGGACGGUCACAGAUCCAACCUGACUGAAUAUCAAGACAACAAGCAAACAGAUUCCUGAAAUGAUUGAGCUCAUUUCACAUGCAGUUAUAUGUGUUCUGGACAUUUAUUAUCAAAUAAGCAAAUAUAUAUAUCGUAUUUUUUUUGUUUUGUGUUCAAUAAACACUGACUUUGGAAAAUAAAUGAACAAAGUUUUCAGCGUUCAGAACUUCUCCACAAAACUUCGUCACACCGCUGCUGUUCACUUUUUCUGCAUGUUGAUGAGGCUGAAAUGUUGGAUGAUAAAGGUAUAACAGAGUUACGGUACGUGAAAUGAUUGUAGUUAAAAGGUUCAAAUCUGUGUGUCACUGGGGAGACAACAAUCGGGGGGGAGGCUGUGUGUUCCUAUAGAGGUCUUCACAGGUCCAAAUGUCUGGACCUGUAUUACACAUAUUCACACACAGACCCGAGACAAAAUAAAUGGACCCUACCCAGAUAUAUAGUAUAUAAUUUGCACCUACCCCGAGUAAGACCUAAAAGUCCGAUUGAUUGAAUACUUAUUGAGCUGAUAAACCCCUCAUAAGUUAGUGGCUUGAGGACCUGACAGUGGCUCUAUAUAAAACCAGAGGAAUAUUUCAGAAAUUCUUUACCACCCUCACAUGAGUAAAAGACUUCUUAUGUACGGUUAAGGAAGUCCAAGUUUAAAAGUCUUUAAAUAUUGAUUAAUUAACAUCUAAAUAAUGGAUUAUCAUAAUAUGUAAAAGGUGUACUGUAUAAAGUUUUAGUGUGUUAGUGUUGGGUGAGUGAGAGAAUUGUCCGAACAGUCUUGUAGCUGCAGUAUUAAGUGGUGUUUGGGGAAAUUAUUCCACGCUGGGGAAAAUGUAUCUUAAAGAUCAGAAUUCCUGAUUCAUUUGGAAGGAAAUUUAGUUUUUGUGUAAACAGUGUGGUUUUAUUUUCACCUGAGAGCAGUAACAGUAUGUCUUUCUGAUGUUCAUAAUAUAGGCAAACCUUGUAACUUUGAUUUUUUUGUUUUACUGUUGGUGUUUUAAGCAUUUAGUAGUGAGUGACUGCAUGGCUCUAGUUUCUCAGAGAUGUGGCAUUAAAGCAGGAUUGUGUUUGAAUAGUCAUGUUGAGAAAAUAAAAGUUUACUUGAUUCAUUUCUGUAA